AUGGAUUUGAAAGAACCUCAUGUUCCAUUUGUAAAUCAAUCAGGUAUAUUUGAUUGGGAACAUGAUCGUCUAGAAAAUGAAUAUCGUCUUCAUCUAUUUCCACCAUCAAUUUUAUCAUUACAAGGAUCACUGUUAUAUGAUUCUUCAUAUAUGACAAAUGAUAUAUUAAAUUGUCCACCGUUGAUUUGCCGACCAGAUCUUCAUCAAGAUCAUGUGGCUACAACUUAUACUCUUUAUCGGCCAAUGCCUUCAUCUUAUAAUUGUCUUUUAGAUCCAACACGAAGACUUCAUGAAAAACCUCAUUUAGAUGAAUUAGGUGAUAACGUCACAGUAAGCAUACCUGGUCUUACUCGUUUUGAUCGUGAUCCACCUUUAUCAUUUGAUUUACCAAAAUUGAAUAGUUCUUUAAAUAAAGAACAACUUGAAUACACUUGGUAUCAUAAUAAUGAAACUGAAAUAGGAAAAAUUUUUCCUGAAAAUUAUUGGAAUCGACAUAAACUUGCUGGAACAUCUCCAUCUGCUUAUCUUGUACCUACUGUACUUUAA
Rotaria sp. Silwood2 is the source of this 546-nucleotide messenger RNA. Lineage: Eukaryota; Metazoa; Rotifera; Eurotatoria; Philodinida; Philodinidae. The record is from the annotation of a GenBank genome assembly.